This is a messenger RNA of Aspergillus aculeatinus CBS 121060, 306 nucleotides long. RefSeq lists its product as uncharacterized. The record is from RefSeq and is a predicted model, not a curated record. Bases 42 to 209 code for a protein of 55 amino acids. Lineage: Eukaryota; Fungi; Ascomycota; Eurotiomycetes; Eurotiales; Aspergillaceae. The transcript has a single exon.
GCUAAAUACCUUGUUGAGUAGCUAUCGCUGAGCGGGGUUGGAUGAUAAGAGGAGGGUCUAUAUUGUGGGUCUUGAGCUAUACCAUGAUCUUGUUCGUUCUGGUAAUGGGGGCUCUCUCGAGAUCAUACUGUGUAGACUGUCUUCGGGAGGACGCUUCGGUAUUGUCGCCAUGGUACCGAGUUCCGGGAUGGCUAGACGAGGGUGCUUGAUUCGUAUAGAGGAUUGCGUUUGUUGUCACUAGAUGACUAGUGCUAUUGCUAUUGCACUGUGCCUUUAGCCAUGCCUUACCGGCCCUUCCACGGUAUA